AUGCUCCGAGAGCGAGAGAUAAGUGAGUGAGCGAGUGAGUGAGAGAGCGAGGGCGCAUGAGCGCGCGAGUGAGCCAGCGGGUGAAUUGCGCGUGCUCCGUCGCCGCCGCUUCAGAGGAGGAGAAGACGUUUAUUCCGCUGCUGAAUGAGCGAAGGGACGGAGGGAAGGAUGAACAGAUAGAGGGACGAGUGAGCGAAACCAAUGAACGGAUCCCGACCCGAGCUUUUCCCAGAGUGCCGACCCGGUGAGACAACACCAAGUUUUGGACGUCACCCUCCAACACUGAGCUGACCCAGUAGAGCUACAGUAUAAAGGCUGCGUCAACGGAAAUGACACCUGCGGCCAUGUCUGACCUCUCCCGCGUCUCCCCCUCCUCCCCCUCCUCCUCCCGACUCUUCCUCCUCCUCUCCUUCCUCGUGCUGCUGUCAUGCCCUGGAUCGGUGCACGCAGGCUCCGCAGCGAAAAACUGUUCGGCCACCGGAGACCCGUGUCAGGAAGGAGUGGUACUGCCCGUGUGGAACCCCCAGAACCCCUCUGUAGGGGAUAAAGUGGCGCGGGCCAUUGUUUACUUCGUAGCACUCAUCUAUAUGUUCUUGGGCAUGAGCAUCAUAGCGGACCGCUUCAUGUCUUCUAUAGAGGUCAUAACCUCUCAGGAGAAAGAGAUCACUAUAAAGAGGCCGAAUGGUGAGACGACCACGGCCACGGUCAGAAUCUGGAAUGAGACGGUUUCUAAUCUCACUCUAAUGGCCUUGGGUUCUAGUGCCCCGGAGAUACUGCUCUCUGUUAUUGAGGUGUGCGGUCACGGUUUCGAGGCCGGCUCUCUUGGUCCCAGCACCAUCGUGGGCAGCGCUGCCUUCAACAUGUUCGUCAUCAUCGCCCUGUGCGUGUACGUGGUCCCCGAAGGAGAGACGCGCAAAAUCAAACACCUUCGGGUGUUUUUUGUCACGGCUGCCUGGAGCAUCUUUGCUUACAUCUGGCUCUACCUGAUUCUGAGUGUCUUUUCCCCCGGAGAGGUGGAGGUGUGGGAGGCGGUGCUGACCUUCCUCUGCUUCCCGCUCUGCGUGGUCCAGGCCUGGGUGGCCGACCGCCGCCUCCUCUUCUACAAGUACGUCCGCAAGCGUUACCGCGCCGACAAGAACCGCGGCAUCAUCAUCGAGACGGAGGGGACCGACGGAGGGAUGGACGGAGGAGGCGGCGGAGGAGGAGCCCUGGGUCCAGGGGGCUUCACCAAGAUGGACAUGCUGGAGUUGGACGGGCAGAUGGCGUUGAACUGUCACAGUGGGAUGGACGGAGCGUUGAUGGAGGAGGGAGCGAAGGACGAGGAGGAUGAGGCCCGGAGGGACAUGGCCAGGACGCUGAAGGAGCUGAAGCAGAGGCAUCCAGAUAAAGACAUGGAGCAGCUGAUUGAGAUGGCCAAUUACCAGGUCCUGAUGCAGCAGCAGAAGAGCCGGGCGUUCUACCGUAUCCAGGCAACCAGGAUGAUGAUCGGCGCCGGCAACAUCCUGAAGAAGCACGCCGCCGACCAGGCUCGCAAGGUGGUGAGCAGCCAUGAGACGCAGGCCCAGGAGGACGACCCUCACACCAUCAGGAUGGAGUUCGAACCACCUUUGUACCAGUGCUUUGAAAACUGCGGCUCCCUGAAACUGACUGUUGCGAGACACGGCGGAGACCCCGGAGUUACUGUCAAGGUGGAUUAUCGCACAGAGGAUGGGACGGCCAACGCAGGUUCAGAUUAUGAGUUUGCGGAGGGAACGCUGGUGUUUAAGCCUGGAGAGACCCUCAAAGAGAUCACAGUCGGUGUGAUUGAUGACGACAUCUUUGAAGAGGACGAGUAUUUCUACGUCCACCUCAGUAACCCUCGUGUGGUGGGCUAUCCAGAGAUCGGCACCGCCCCUCUGGAUGGCAGCGUCACCCCGAAAGCGGUGCUGGGUGACAACCACACCGCCACAGUGACCAUCUACGAUGACGAUCACGCAGGUAUCUUCACCUUUGAGAGUGCCAGCCAGAGGGUGAGCGAGAGCGUGGGCGUGAUGGAGGUGAAGGUCCUCAGGACGUCGGGGGCUCGAGGCCUCGUGGCCGUCCCCUAUCGAACCCUGGAUGGCACCGCUAGAGGGGGGGAGGACUACGAACUGGCGGCCGGGAAGCUGGAGUUUCAGAAUGAUGAGACCAUGAAGAUCAUCGAGGUGAAAAUUAUCGACGACGAGGAGUACGAGAAGAACAAGUCCUUCACCAUCGAGCUGGGAGAGCCCAUCCUGCUGGAGAUAGGACAGAAACACGGUGACUCCAACGAGAACAAGCCAGUGGUGGGAGCAGAGGAGGAAGAGGUGGCCAAGAUGGGCUGUCCCAGUCUGGGCGAACACACUCAAGUAGAAGUGGUCAUAGAAGAGUCCUACGAGUUCAAGAGAGCAGUGAAUACACUUUUAUGGCGGGCUGAACAGAGUACAGUAGAUAAGUUGAUCAAGAAGACAAACCUGGCUUUGGUGGUGGGAAGCAGCAGCUGGAGGGAGCAGUUUGUCAACGCUGUUACCGUUAGCGCAGGAGACGACGACGAGGAGGAGAGCGGCGAGGAGCGGCUGCCGUCCUGCUUCGACUACAUCAUGCACUUCCUCACCGUCUUCUGGAAGGUUCUGUUCGCCUUCGUCCCGCCCACGGAGUACUGGAACGGCUGGGCCUGCUUCAUCGUGUCCAUAUCGCUUAUCGGCGUCCUCACGGCGGUCACCGGCGAUCUGGCGUCGCACUUCGGCUGCACGAUAGGACUGAAGGACUCUGUGACGGCUGUAGUGUUCGUGGCGCUGGGAACGUCGGUGCCAGACACGUUUGCCAGCAAGGUCGCCGCCAUCCAGGACCAGUACGCUGACGCCUCCAUCGGCAACGUCACGGGCUCCAACGCCGUCAACGUCUUCCUGGGCAUUGGCGUGGCGUGGACCAUCGCCGCCAUCGCCUGGCGCUCCGACGGCAAGCGUUUCUUGGUGGACCCCGGAAACCUGGCCUUCUCCGUCACCCUCUUCACCAUCCUGGCCGUGGUAUGCGUGCUCACGCUGCUGUACAGGCGGCGGCCCUCUGUGGCCGGCGGCGAGCUGGGCGGGCCGCGGACUUGCAAGUUGCUGACGUCCUUCAUGUUCGUCACGCUGUGGCUGAUUUACAUCCUGCUGGCUUCCAUGGAGGCCUACUGCCAUUUUCCUAUGUUUUAAAAGGAGAAGGAGAGCGGAGGGAGAGAGACCCACUGCCAAUAUGAAGAGAAGGAGGGAGAGAGGUGCAGGAGAGACGGGGAGGAGGCAAAUCUUUAACGUAUUUCAGAUGUUUUUUCUCCUUAUAUUUAUUAACGAAGGGAGAACGUGAACCUUAAUGAAACACUAAAACCUUACAAUGCCCAAACAAAUGAUGUUGCCCUCAGACAAAACCUCAUCCUCAUUUAUCCAGAACGGAAACGGAAACGUUCCGCGAUGCUGAAAAUUACAACGCGCAUUUGAAGGAAAAGUGUCAUCAGCAAACAGUGGGACACACAGUUUAGUCUCAGUCGAGUGCGCUGGCAAGUCCGCCUUUGAAGGGGAAAGCUGAGAUGAAGGAUAAAGAUGAAAAAUAAAUGUGGAACAGAUGAGAAAGGCAGCUAGAAGCAACAGAAGGAGAUAAAAAGAUGAUGAUGGGGAGAACGGAGAGAAGAAGAAGACAAGGAAUAAAGUAGAAGAAGAAGCGAUGGGUAAAAAGAGAUCAUCUGCAGCCCCUCCUCCUCCUCCUCCUCCUCCUCCUCACUCCGUCUCUCGCUCCCUCCAUCUUCUCAGUCGUCACGGGAACCGGGGACCCUCCGAUCACAACCUUCGAACUGAACUGUAUCCGACGCCGUCAGCGACUUCUCUCUCAAAGCGUGUUUUCCCUCAAACCUCUUCACACACAGACACAAACUCCGCGGGGCCCUCAGGUGAUUCUGCAGCAGAGGACCACUCACCAACUUGCAGGCGAGACGAAAACUGACCAUUUUCUUUUUCCUUUUCUUCCUGGAUACACUGUGCAAAAUACCCCCACGACACCACACGGACACCCACACACGCCACAAGACUCUCUCCUCCGCCCCCUCCCUCUUGCCUUACUUUUAUCUCCACCCUAGGAAUAGUCUUAAAGUUGUGGUAAUGAAACUCUGUAGUCGCCACCGAUCCAGCCCUCUUUUUAAUCGAGCCGAUCUCAAGUCCUCCUCCAUUUUACGCCGCCCCCGCCCCCCCGUAAACACUUUAUUUCCUAAACUUUUUAAUGGCGUCACGUGUUGAUGUUGUUACCGUGCAAUUGUAAAGUUAAAAAAAAAACACGAACAAAAAAAAAACAACAAAACGUAUAUAUAAAUACAACGUGAUAAGAUGAAAGUUGAGUGACUUGAAGGUGUUUCAUUAGCACCUGGAAGAAGAAGAAGAAGAAGAAGAAGAAGUGUGUAGUGCAGACGCAUUAUGCACUGCAGAUUGUGAUGUGCACCGUUUACACGUUGAAGUACGAGAGGGGGGCCAACAACCAGAGCCAAGUGGGGACUCGCGCUAUGUGACGCCAAGAGUUAUCAAUAAACACAACACGGGGAAGGAGCAAUCGGAAUGAAGCAGCGCGCAUGGCGACCGUCACCGCGGCGACGCCAGUGUUGUCGACGACGAAUCAAAUCUGUGACCAUACCCAGUGUUUCUAAUUGUACAUGGUAAUAUAAGAAACUUUUAUUCUUGUGUGUGAGAAAACCUUGGUAUUUUAUUUAGUCCUCCUCUUUGUCAGGAAAACCGUGUUCGUUUAUUUGUUUUUCUCUGACACAAUGAGAGAAAAGACGCAGAAAGGGGAAAGCGGGAAAAGGAAAACGUACGGCAGCUCUGAAAUAUCACUGUUCCGCUUCAGCUGACAACUACAAAAAACAAAAAGAAGAAGAAGAAGAACGCGAGUCUCGUUAUCCAAAGAACUGAUAGAAGAACAUUGUCACAGAUCACUUCACAGGUAGAGCUGCUUCGCUUUGCUUCGCUUUGCUUUGCAGACGUUGUCCCACAAAGCUCCACGACUAAACGUGCUCGAUGACCUGCUAUAUUUUAUGGGGUAAAACUGUGCAGUGUAUUUUCACGAAAAGUUUGUUGUCUCAGGCAUUGGUGUGUGUGUGUGUGUGUGUGAGUGAAAGUGACAGUGAGAUGACGGGACGUCUAAAUUUGACAACGCUGCGGCACGUUGUCGUGCGAAAGUGUUGAAGCCCAGAUUUACUUCAUGUGGUUUAAUACCUGGACUGAAGCCGGACAGAAGGGAUGGCUUGUGGCAUGUCAGCGCGUUCUCCCUCAUUAGCAGCGGUAAAGAAAAGAGAAACUCCUCUGCCUCUCGACUGUACAUGCUGCCAUGCUGAUUGUACGGGAACCAGGAGGAAAAUCCUCCCGAGAGAAAACAAUAAUUUACCUUUUCCUUAUCUCUCGGAGAGGAAAUAGGACCGAAAACAACAAUUUACCUGCCCACCUUCCCCUUUGUUAAAUAUUGAGAAAUUACCCUUUCAGCGCCGUGUAAACGCAGGCGUCUGACGUAACCUCGCCGAGGUCAGUGCUUGUGAAAAUGCGAAACAGAUGCACACUUUUAACACGUUUUUUUGACACUUUAGCUCCUGUUGCUUUGUGAAAGCUGCAGAGAGGAGGUGGAAACGAAUUACGCGCAGCAGAAAAAUCUGUGAAAUCAGCAGUUGAAGCGAUUUCCUCAAAACAGCUGUUUUUUUCUUCCAGCCCACGUUCAUUCAUCGACGGAAAGAGUCUGGCCACCUGCCAUGCUGCUCUUACUCUAAUUCAAGGGAUCGGUGCGUUGGCAGCAAAUAUAUUUAACGUCGCCGUCUAGAAAACAGGCGCGACGUCACCACCUCGUAGAAGAGCUGCCCCGGAGCAUGGAGGGAUUUAAGGCGCCACAUCUCUAUAUCCCUGUGACAGCUGAACACUGGGUCAUCUGUUUGUUAGGAAAAAAAAGACCACACAUACGCUCACUUGCCGCUUUAUAAGGUACACCUGUUCAAUUGCUUGUUCUAAUCAGCCAAUUAAGUGGCUGCAAUUCAAUGCAACCACACUAGGUGUCACUCCUGUCAGCUAAGAACUGAGACUACAGUUCACAAAUAUAAUAGACGAUUGGAAAAACGUUGCCUGGUCUGAGUCUCGAUUUCAGCUGUGACAUUCAGAUGUCAGGUCCAGAAUUUCUAAACAACACGAAAGCAUGGAUCCAUCCUGCCUUGUAU
This is a messenger RNA of Mugil cephalus (flathead mullet), 6205 nucleotides long. RefSeq names its product solute carrier family 8 member 4b (gene slc8a4b). Gene Ontology annotation, cellular component: axon; postsynapse; sarcolemma. Gene Ontology annotation, biological process: calcium ion import across plasma membrane; sodium ion transmembrane transport; cell communication. Gene Ontology annotation, molecular function: calcium:sodium antiporter activity. The record is from RefSeq and is a predicted model, not a curated record. Lineage: Eukaryota; Metazoa; Chordata; Actinopteri; Mugiliformes; Mugilidae. The coding region runs from base 330 to 3191 and encodes 953 amino acids. The transcript has 17 exons.